Xiphophorus couchianus (Monterrey platyfish) is the source of this 1029-nucleotide messenger RNA. RefSeq names its product tumor suppressor 2, mitochondrial calcium regulator b (gene tusc2b). Gene Ontology annotation, biological process: inflammatory response; regulation of mitochondrial membrane potential. Gene Ontology annotation, cellular component: mitochondrion. The transcript has 4 exons. The record is from RefSeq and is a predicted model, not a curated record. Bases 280 to 615 code for a protein of 111 amino acids. NCBI's taxonomy places the organism in Eukaryota, Metazoa, Chordata, Actinopteri, Cyprinodontiformes, Poeciliidae.
CGGUAACGCACAGAACAAUACGGCGAAGGGCAGCUGAAGAAGCAGUACCGUUAGCACAAAUAGCUAAUGUAAUAGCUGUUGAUGUUACGAGCUCUUUGGUCGUUGGUGAUAUUGACAACUCAUCCGGACAAAUUCAUCAGAGGAAUAUUUGCCUCUGUGAACACAACGCUCUUCGGUUUAGCUAUUCCACUCUGAAGACCCAAUUUACUCCCGUACGAGAACAGUAAAUCACCACUGGCUGCCCUGUGAAUCAGGGAAAAUAAUGUGCUGCAGCUGAAGAUGGGGGGUAGUGGCUCCAAAUCCAAAGGAUUUUGGCCUUUCUCUGGCUCAGGCAACGGGGAUGAUGCAGCCAAAGAUGGAAACGAGCAGUCACUGGCUAGAGUACGAAGUUUCCCUGGAGCGACUCCCUUCGUAUUUACCAGACGGAGCUCUAUGUACUUUGAUGAGGACGGUGACUUGGCUCACGAGUUCUACGAGGAGACAAUUGUGACAAAAAAUGGACGUAAAAGAGCCAAACUGAAAAGGGUUCAGAAAAACUUAACACCUCAGGGAAUUGUAAAGCUGGACUUCCCGUGCAUCCAUGUAGAUUUCCCCGUUAUCCUCUGUGAAGCCUGACGGUCCUUGAGGGACUCGAAUGAGCCGCUGAGUCAGCUCCGUCCCGGCUUUCUUGUCUUUCUUUCCCCCUGCAGAUGGAAGCCGGAAACAUCUCUCAAUAACGUGAUCUCCUAAAUUAUCUGAAGCCCCUGUGUGGAGCGGCUGAUGCAUUGUGUGCCGAGCCUCUGCAUGUGACCUGUUUGUGGCUUGUGUGCAGUUAGACACGGGAUGGACCGCCAACUGGGAUGGAGAGGAAAAGCUGAAUCCUCUCAUUUCAUGGAGUUCUUGGCUUGUGUGCAUGUCAGUGUGAAUGCGUGCAGACAAAGGAUGAAACCUUUUAAGAGUUCUAAAUAUUUUUUUGCUGCAGGUUGUUUUCUUGUAUGAUUCAUUGAACUCAAUGAGUUUAGAAUAAAAGCAGUACUCGUUAUGGUCUUA